This is a messenger RNA of Rhopalosiphum padi (bird cherry-oat aphid), 1385 nucleotides long. RefSeq lists its product as uncharacterized. The coding region runs from base 468 to 1145 and encodes 225 amino acids. The transcript has 3 exons. NCBI's taxonomy places the organism in Eukaryota, Metazoa, Arthropoda, Insecta, Hemiptera, Aphididae. The record is from RefSeq and is a predicted model, not a curated record.
ACGGUACGGAUUUACAAAAUACUUUUAUUCAUGUGGAGCUACAGAACUACGCGGUACGACCGGUAUUGGGUUUUAAAAAUUUAAAAAUGUGAGUUGGGAUAUCUAAUCAGUAAUUAGCAAAGGUACGGUUUCCGAGGCGUGUGAGGUAACGGCGACAAGUCGUCGCGACACGUCGCUAGUAUAAAUGUUUACGAACAUUAUAAUAUAAGUUGGUUUAGGACGCAUGCAUGCCAUCUAGCGGCAACCGAUCUUUUGGUAGCGGCGACCGACGAAACGACUGCAUCGUGAUCAGUAAGAGUGUGAAUGUGUACGCUAAAGCAACAAGUUUGACCGCCUGCCACAUAAUACAUAUAAUAUCUUUUUAGUAUCUAAUUAUAAUUUAUUCAAUUUAUAAAUAUAGUAGGUACAUACUGCAUAUAGUACAUAUAGUAUCUACUUGUAUAUUAAAGUAGAUAUAUUUAUAUAUUAUGCAUAAUAAUAAUUUACACAAGUUCGAAAUGUUGGUAAAUGAAGAUUUUCUAUCAACAGGAAACAAAAAAAGAAAUAAAAAAAAAUCUGAACUAAGUUUUAGGGAGUUAAUUUUACAAGAUCCGGCGUGGCGGGAAACGACCAUUGAUGUAAAUAAAUCUGUUAAAGAUACAUUGAAAACCAUUGUGUCUUCGUAUUCUGAAAAGAAGCGCAAACUUGAUAUGGAAUAUGGAGCUCCAGACAGAAAGAAAAUAUUGUUGUUAGCUCCUCAUCUUAGCUUUUUAGGAGAAAUGCUAAACAAACGAAAAACGACUUCAAAUCUUGAUCAUAAAAAAGUCAUCUCUCAAAAUAAAGUCACUGAAGUAAUGAAUAUCAACAAAUCAUCUCAAAAAAUAGAAUAUAAAAAAAAAGAUGAUCAGUUACACAAAAGUUUUGAAAAGAAGCCAAAGGAGCAACAAACAUUUGAAACAAUCCAGGCACAAAAUGACAAAAAACCCGAUGAAUGCGAUGAUAUUGAUUAUUUUUUUAAAAGUCUUUCUUUAUCAAUAAAAAAAUUACCAACAAAAGGAAUUUCUGAGGCAAAAUUAAGAAUGCUGUCAGCAUAUAUAGAGAUUGAAGAUAAGUACAAUUAUCCAUCAACUUCUGCAGAAGUAACACGAUUCAUACGGUACACAUGAUGGACAAUGGUCAGUAUAAUUUUCUUCAACAUGCAUCAACUUGUAAAGUAUACCCCAGUACUUCAAAUUUUAAUAAUUAUAAUUAUGACAAAGACAGUAAGUUUUCAGAUAAUUAUAUAAAAAAUAAAUAAUUAUUAGUGAAAUUUAAAUUUAUAUGUAUUUAACAUUAUUUAUAAGAGCAUUACUUAUUUCAACAAAAUAUUUUAAAAACAAUAUAUUAGAUAAUACUUUAAUAGUCCA